Molecule: messenger RNA, 1143 nt
Organism: Pipistrellus kuhlii (Kuhl's pipistrelle)
Lineage: Eukaryota; Metazoa; Chordata; Mammalia; Chiroptera; Vespertilionidae
Gene: CCDC190
Product: coiled-coil domain containing 190
Exons: 3
Coding region: 76-1143 (355 amino acids)
Source: RefSeq, a predicted model, not a curated record
GCCGCGGCCGGCCCGCGGGGCGAAGCCAGCCGGCGCCCGGCUCGCUGUGGCCGGUCUGCGUGCCACCCAGGGAACAUGAAGGGGGCGGCGGGGCACACGGUCAGGGGGCCGCUGCACAGGCAGUGGGACCUGGAGAGGACGCACGCCAAGCAGGCCGAGGCCAGGCUCAGCCAGCACCUGCAGAGCCUGGAGCGGGCCCGCCUGUGCCGGCUCAGGCUGCUGGCCUGGGAGCAGCGGCAGCUGCAGAGACAGCUGCAGAGGCUGCAGACAGGUAACCGGGAGGGGCGGGCGGGGCCUGGGCACACGGCUCAGGGCCGGCCCUCGCAGCUCCUGGAACACCCAGACCCUGACCUCAGGCUGCGGCCAGGACCCCCUACCACCCCCCCAACCCCCUUCCCUCCUCCAUCUUUCAAUUCGCUCCUGCACCAACCCUUGUUCCCUACUCUCUCGCUUUCAGCCUGCAGGGGCAAGUGCGCCUCCUCCUCCUCCUCCUCCUCCGGGCACGGUGCUCCGCAGAGACCAGGAGGCGCCCCCGUGCGCCCGCAGCAGGGAGGGGACCUCAGGGCCCCCCGGGCCCCCGGGGCCAGAGCCCCGGCCACCAACGCAGCCCAGGAAGCACCCGGGGCCUGGCCCCGGGCCUCCUUCCGCCCCGACAGCCUCGAGGGCCCCGUGGGAAGCCAAGAGCAGUCGCCGCCUCUAAGCCAUGUGACCUCCCACCUCACCAGGGAGACACCGCCUGACCAAGCCGUCAGCCCCGGCUCCCCGGCCCCCGGUCCCGAGGCCAGCCGAGCCGGUGAUGGUGGCGGGGCCCUCGGCGAGGCCAGCCCAGAGGCCAAAGGCUCGCAGUCCGGCCUCAGCGCCGGGGAGUACGCGCCCCCAGGGGCCCCCUCCUACCGCGAGGUGUUGGCCAGGGCUGCCAACGCCCACUACCUGCGGCACCGGGCGCCCCUGGAGGCGGAGCGGCUGCUCAGCCUGCGGGAGAUAUUUGGGCACGGGGGUCACUCUCCGGCCCUCCCGUCCCCUCAGAGUACCGCGUCAGCCCCUGGAGAAACGUGCGCAGUUUUAUUUCCGGCCGUCUCCCCUUUCCCCGAUCUGCCAGGCCAGUCUAAGAAAAGCGAGGGAGGGGUUUCUGAGAACCAAUAA